Myxocyprinus asiaticus (Chinese sucker) is the source of this 2198-nucleotide messenger RNA. RefSeq names its product dnaJ homolog subfamily A member 2-like. Gene Ontology annotation, biological process: protein refolding; response to heat. The coding region runs from base 67 to 1308 and encodes 413 amino acids. The record is from RefSeq and is a predicted model, not a curated record. Gene Ontology annotation, cellular component: cytosol; cytoplasm. Gene Ontology annotation, molecular function: ATP binding; Hsp70 protein binding. NCBI's taxonomy places the organism in Eukaryota, Metazoa, Chordata, Actinopteri, Cypriniformes, Catostomidae. The transcript is spliced from 9 exons.
GUGACGUCACGCAGCCGGCUUUUCUCCCCGCUCCUCUUUGCGCAGCUGCUGCACUGGUCUGCAGACAUGGCGAACGUCGCAGACACCAAACUGUACGACAUCCUCGGAGUGUCUCCCUCAGCCACCGAAAACGAGCUCAAAAAGGCAUACCGGAAAUUAGCAAAAGAGUACCACCCAGAUAAAAACCCCAAUGCAGGUGACAAGUUUAAGGAGAUCAGCUUUGCAUAUGAGGUUCUGACUAACCCAGAGAAGAAGGAACUGUACGACCGGUAUGGGGAACAGGGCUUGCGUGAGGGAGGUGGUGGUGGAGCUGGAAUGGAGGACAUCUUCUCUCACAUCUUUGGUGGAGGUCUGUUCAGCUUCAUGGGCGGCCAGAGCAGCAGGAGCCGAAACGGCGGUCGGCGGAGAGGAGAAGACAUGAUACAUCCACUCAAAGUGUCUUUGGAAGAUCUGUACAACGGAAAAACAACUAAACUACAACUCAGCAAGAAUGUACUCUGCAGUGCCUGCAGUGGUCAAGGGGGUAAAACAGGGGCUGUGCAGAAAUGUGCCACGUGUAGGGGCCGCGGCAUGCGGAUCAUGAUCAGACAGCUGGCCCCUGGUAUGGUACAGCAGAUGCAGUCUGUGUGUACCGACUGCAAUGGAGAGGGGGAGGUGAUCAAUGAGAAAGAUCGCUGUAAAGAGUGUGAGGGCCGUAAGGUGAGUAAGGAGGUGAAGGUUUUGGAGGUGCACGUGGAUAAAGGAAUGAAACAUGGACAGAAGAUCACAUUCACUGGAGAGGCAGACCAGUCGCCCAACACAGAGCCUGGAGACAUUAUACUGGUGCUGCAGGAGAAAGAGCAUGAGGAGUUCCGUCGCGAUGGCAAUGACCUGCACAUGUCUCACAGGAUUGGCCUGGUGGAGGCACUCUGUGGUUUUCAGUUCAUGCUCACGCACCUCGACGGACGACAUCUCGUCAUCAAAUAUCCCCCAGGCAAAGUCAUAGAGCCAGGUUGUACAAAGGUUGUCCGAGGGGAAGGAAUGCCUCAGUACAGAAACCCAUUCGAGAAAGGAGAUCUGUACAUCAAAUUUGACAUCCAGUUUCCUGAGAACGGCUGGAUCAGCACAGAGAAACUAACGGAGUUAGAGGAUCUGUUGCCAUCGCGUACAGAGGUUCCUGUCAUCUCGGCUGAUGCAGAGGAAGUUGACCUGCAGGACUUUGACCUCAGUCAGGGGUCAUCUAGCGGUCAGCGGCGUGAAGCGUACAACGACAGCUCCGACGAGGAGGGGGGUCCACAUGGACCGGGAGUGCAGUGCGCCCACCAAUAAUCCAGAAGGUGUUUUUGGAAACGUUAAAAUUCCCUUUUGUCGGACAGAUUCAAACACCCCCAAACCGUUCAUCACAUAGUAUAGUGGACCGAACACACACACACACACACACACACACACACACACACACACACACACACUCUCAAGAGUAAGACUGUGUCUUAAACAAUGCGUACAGACAUGCACACACAUACACUAAAAUUUGCAUGGAUUAUUUACAUUUAGGCUAUACACUCAAACACAUGUACUCAUACACUGUUUUAAAAGAAUAAACAAACAUAACUAGAAGCAAAGCAAAAUAAUUUAUUCAUUACUUUCAUUUCCAUUGUAGAAUUUCACAGUAUAUACCCUCUGAAUAUAUUAAACAGACUUUGUGAUUUAAGUUCAAAUUACUGCACACACAUUUGUUAAAGAGAGACUGAGGCAGCAUUUACUGGAGUUCAAUAAAAAUGUUCAAAUGUGUUUCAUUAUAUACUCACCAGAUGUUCAGGAAUUGUGCAUCAUUUUGCAUUAUCACUUUGGAAGUCCAUAGUGCUGGUUUAAUAACAUACACAUGGGUUCACAGUGGCUAUCCGCAAAGAGAUAUACAACACGCUCUCUAUUGAGAAUAAAAAGAUGCAACCAAAAUCUAACAGUGUUUUAUUGCGCUCACUGUAUACAAUAAAGCUAAAUGAGUCAUGCAUUUCCUUUAUUGUUUGCCAAAGAAUCUCUACAGUGUUCUUGAAAUAUCAACAGCCAAUGUGUGCAUGCAUUGUAAGCACUAAUAUAGACCUGUAAGGGCCGCUGUUUAUCAGUGGCAACUAUGAAAGUGUUUGAACCGUGAACACAAGUUGCUCUCAUUCAAACACAGUUACUUCCGUGAUUAAACAUCAAUAAAACUGAUGAAUGUU